AUGGAUUGUGACUGCGUGGCCCUCACUGCUAAUAUGCAGGCGCAGAGUCCCACCCCGCUGGCUAGUGCCCGCACUCCGGCUGAGCGUUUACGUGAGGUCUGGAGUGAGGAGCAAGGUUGGCCUUGGUGCUGGUGUCGUGCCCUGGGAGUUGCUGAAGCAGCUCUCAGUGCCCUUCCCAGAGCCAUCAGAGCUUCUUCCGCGGCCCUGCCUCGUUCGGGCUGUCGGGAGACCCAAGAGGAGCGCUCGCAGCAGCAGAGCGUGACACCUGCUGCUGCAGCGCCAGUGAGGAGGAGCAGCCCCUCAUCCCCUGCUCCACCCAGCCCGCUGCCGCAGCUGGAGAGCAUGGCCACGGCGCUGGACAGUCGCUGCACCAUUUGUCUUGACACCUGGGACAACGCCAGCUAUGUGAUGCCAUGUCUCCACCAGUUUUGCUUCCGAUGCAUCCAGCAGUGGGUGGACAACAAGCCCGAGUGCCCCCUCUGCAAGAGGAGAGUCAGCUCCAUCGUGCACUCGGUGCGGGCCGAUGACAGCUUCGAGGAGCUCGUCAUCCCACCACCUGCAGAGGCACCGGUCAUCGCCCAGCAGGCACAGAGAGUUCACGGCCACCCAGCCACCCGCAGACUCCGUCGCCCAGCAGCCUCCCGACCACAGGCUGCAGGACCGGUGCCUACAGCUCCUGCGGGCGACCUCCACCCCUACAUCUGGGCCUCCCUCUUCCGCCUGCACCCAGAGAUGCUGCAGCCCCUGCUGCCCUGGGUGCGCCAGGAGCUGGGACAACUCUUGGGGGCUGACGGCAGGGAAGCCUCUGCAGCGCUGAACUUGGUCAUCUCCGGCCUGUGCUUCCUUGGCCUCGACCAGGGGGCCCUGACCCUGCUCAUGCGCACCUCCCUGCAAAGCCACGCACCCAGCUUUCAUGGCACUUCAGAAAUCAAAGGCAUAAAGAUGACUGGAUGA
Molecule: messenger RNA, 954 nt
Organism: Cygnus olor (mute swan)
Lineage: Eukaryota; Metazoa; Chordata; Aves; Anseriformes; Anatidae
Exons: 3
Coding region: 1-954 (317 amino acids)
Biological process (GO): protein polyubiquitination; protein monoubiquitination
Molecular function (GO): ubiquitin protein ligase activity
Source: RefSeq, a predicted model, not a curated record